Messenger RNA from Symphalangus syndactylus (siamang), 4181 nucleotides. RefSeq names its product thioredoxin reductase 1 (gene TXNRD1). The record is from RefSeq and is a predicted model, not a curated record. Gene Ontology annotation, cellular component: cytosol; mitochondrion. NCBI's taxonomy places the organism in Eukaryota, Metazoa, Chordata, Mammalia, Primates, Hylobatidae. Gene Ontology annotation, molecular function: glutathione-disulfide reductase (NADPH) activity; thioredoxin-disulfide reductase (NADPH) activity; flavin adenine dinucleotide binding. Gene Ontology annotation, biological process: glutathione metabolic process; cellular response to oxidative stress; cell redox homeostasis.
UCCGACCCGCGGCCGGCAGGGGGCUCGCGGCCUCCGCCAGGCGUCCUUUGGCUCCGUCAAUUCCCACAGGGCUUUGUGCGACAUGGGCUGCGCCGAGGGCAAGGCGGCGGCGGCGGUGGCCGCCCCAACGGAGCUGCAGACCAAAGGCAAGAACGGCGGUGGCCGCCGUAGGUCAGCUAAAGAUGAUCACCCUGGUAAAACUUUGCCAGAGAACCCAGCAGGAUUCACCAGCACGGCCACUGCAGACUCCAGAGCCCUGCUUCAGGCCUAUAUAGACGGUCACUCUGUGGUCAUCUUCAGUAGGUCCACAUGCACACGCUGUACGGAGGUAAAGAAGUUAUUUAAAUCUCUGUGUGCUCCUUAUUUUGUCCUUGAACUUGAUCAAACAGAGGACGGUCGGGCUCUGGAAGGAACGCUCUCGGAAUUGGCCGCGGAAACCGAUCUGCCCGUUGUGUUUGUGAAACAGAGAAAGAUAGGCGGCCAUGGUCCAACCUUGAAGGCUUAUCAGGAGGGCAGACUUCAAAAGCUACUAAAAAUGGACGGCCCUGAAGAUCUUCCCGAGUCCUAUGACUAUGACCUUAUCAUCAUUGGAGGUGGCUCAGGAGGCCUGGCAGCUGCUAAGGAGGCAGCCCGAUAUGGCAAGAAGGUGAUGGUCCUGGACUUUGUCACUCCCACCCCUCUUGGAACUAGAUGGGGUCUUGGAGGAACAUGUGUGAAUGUGGGUUGCAUACCUAAAAAACUGAUGCAUCAAGCAGCUUUGUUAGGACAAGCCCUGCAAGACUCUCGAAACUAUGGAUGGAAAGUCGAGGAGACAGUUAAGCAUGAUUGGGACAGAAUGAUAGAAGCUGUACAGAAUCACAUUGGCUCUUUGAAUUGGGGCUACCGAGUAGCUCUGCGGGAGAAAAAAGUCGUCUAUGAGAAUGCUUACGGGCAAUUUAUUGGUCCUCAUAGGAUUAAGGCAACUAAUAAUAAAGGCAAAGAAAAAAUUUAUUCAGCAGAGAGAUUUCUCAUUGCCACUGGUGAAAGACCACGUUACUUGGGCAUCCCUGGUGACAAAGAAUACUGCGUCAGCAGUGAUGAUCUUUUCUCCUUGCCUUACUGCCCGGGUAAGACUCUGGUUGUUGGAGCAUCCUAUGUCGCCUUGGAGUGUGCUGGAUUUCUUGCUGGUAUUGGUUUAGACGUCACUGUUAUGGUUAGGUCCAUUCUUCUUAGAGGAUUUGACCAGGACAUGGCCAACAAAAUUGGUGAACACAUGGAAGAACAUGGCAUCAAGUUUAUAAGACAGUUUGUACCAAUUAAAGUUGAACAAAUUGAAGCGGGGACACCAGGCCGACUCAGAGUAGUAGCUCAGUCCACCAAUAGUGAGGAAAUCAUUGAAGGAGAAUAUAAUACGGUGUUGCUGGCAAUAGGAAGAGAUGCUUGCACAAGAAAAAUUGGCUUAGAAACCGUAGGGGUGAAGAUAAAUGAAAAGACUGGAAAAAUACCUGUCACAGAUGAAGAACAGACCAAUGUGCCUUACAUUUAUGCCAUUGGCGAUAUACUGGAGGAUAAGGUAGAGCUCACCCCAGUUGCAAUCCAGGCAGGAAGAUUGCUGGCUCAGAGGCUCUAUGCAGGUUCCACUGUCAAGUGUGACUAUGAAAAUGUUCCAACCACUGUAUUUACUCCUUUGGAAUAUGGUGCUUGUGGCCUUUCUGAGGAGAAAGCUGUGGAGAAGUUUGGGGAAGAAAAUAUUGAGGUUUACCAUAGUUACUUUUGGCCAUUGGAAUGGACGAUUCCUUCAAGAGAUAACAACAAAUGUUACGCAAAAAUAAUCUGUAAUACUAAAGACAAUGAACGUGUUGUGGGCUUUCACAUACUGGGUCCAAAUGCUGGAGAAGUUACACAAGGCUUCGCAGCUGCACUCAAAUGUGGACUGACCAAAAACCAGCUGGACAGCACAAUUGGAAUCCACCCUGUCUGUGCAGAGGUAUUCACAACAUUGUCUGUGACCAAGCGCUCUGGGGCAAGCAUCCUUCAGGCUGGCUGCUGAGGUUAAGCCCCAGUGUGGAUGCUGUUGCCAAGACUCCAAACCAUGCCCAAAUCCCCAAGGCGAAGUUUUCUAGAGGGUUCUUGGGCUCUGGGCACCUGCAUGUCCUGUGCUUACCAUUGCCCAACGCCCCCUUGGAUCUCUUGGAUAGGAGUUGGUGAAUAGAAGGCAGGCAGCAUCACACUGGGGUCACUGACAGACUUGAAGCUGACAUUUGGCAGGGCAUCAAUGGGAUGCAUCCAUGAAGUCACCAGUCUCAAGCCCAUGUGGUAGGCGGUGAUGGAACAACUGUCAAAUUAGUUUUACCGUGACCUUUCCUUGUGGAUUUUCUUAUUCUCGUUGUCAAGUUUUCUAAGUUUUUUCUUUUUUCUCCAUGGUGUUAAUGAUAUUAGAGAUGAAAAACGGGCCGGGCUCGGUGGCUCACGCUUGUAAUCCCAGCACUUUGGGAGGCCGAGGUGGGCGGAUCACAAGGUCAGGAGAUCGAGACCAAGGUGAAACCCCGUCUCUACUAAAAAAUACAAAAAAUUAGCCGGGCGUGGUGGCGGGCGCCUAUAGUCCCAGCUACAGGAGGCUGAGGCAGGAGAAUGGCGUGAACCCAGGAGGCGGAGCUUGCAGUGAGCCGAGAUCGCACCACUGCACUCCAGCCUGGGCAACAGAGCAAGACCCCGUCUCAAAAAAAAAAAAAAAAAAAAAAAAGAAGAAAGAAAGAAAAACGUUAGCAGUUGAUUUUUGUCCAAAAGCAGGUCAUGGCUAGAGUAUCCAUACAAGGUGUCUUGUUGCAUGGAAGGGAUAGUUUGGCUCCCUUGGAGGCUAUGUAGGCUUGUCCCAGCAAAGAGAACUGUCCUGCAGCUGAAAUGGACUGUUCUUUACUGACCUGCUCAGCAGUUUCUUCUCUCAUAUAUUCCCAAAACAAGUACAUCUGCGAUCAACUGUAGCCAAAUUUGCCCCUGUGUGCUAUAGCACGGAUGAUUGUUAUUUUAAGGUCUGUUUAGGAAGGGAAAUGGCUACUUGGCCAGCCAUUGCCUGGCAUUUGGUAGUAUCCUAUGAUUCUCACCAUUAUUUGUCAUGGAGGCAGACAUACACCAGAAAUGGGGGAAAAGCAGUACAUAUCUUUCUGUCUUUAGUUUAUUGUGUGCUGGUCUAAGCAAGCUGAGAUUAUUUGCAAUGGAAAACACAUAACUUGUUUAAAAGUUUUUCUGGUAGCUUUAGCUUUAUGCUAAAAACACAAAAUAUAAUGGCAUUAGGUAUCUAUUCCUUUCUAAGACUGCAUCAGUAGGAAAAUAAGUCUUUUCAUGCUUAUGAUUUAGCUGUUUUGUGGUAAUUGCUUUUUAAAGGAAGUUAUUAAUGUCAUAAGUUAUUAUUAUUAUUUUGAACACAGGUGGAUAUGAAGGAUUUUCAUUUAAAAACCAAGUGGUUUUGACUUUUUCUGUUGAAUGAACACCUGUGCCUUGUGGAAUUUUUGCAGAAGUGUUUAUGCUUUGUUAGCAUUUCAACUUGCAUUAUUAUAAAGAGGUAUUAAUGCCUCAGUUAUGUGUUUGUCAAUGUACUGGCUGAGGAUUCUAUCUCAGCUGUCUUUUCUAACUGUGUAAGUUGAGUUUUGAACACGUGCUUGUGGAUGUCAGGCCUCCUGCCAGCAGUUCUUGAAGUUCCUUUUUCAUUCCUGCUCCUCUACCUGUAUUUCUCAGUUACAGCACUGAGUGGUCAAAGUACAUUUCUGGGCCACCUCAGGGAACCCAUGCAUCUGCCUGGCAUUUAGGCAGCAGAGCCCCUGACCGUCCCCCACAGGGCUCUGCCUCACGUCCUCAUCUCAUCUGGCUGUAUAAAGAAAUGGGAAGAGGAGAGGGCAAUUGAGGCAGUUGACCAUAUUCAGUUUUAUUUAUUUAUCUUUAAUUUGUUUUUUUUCUCCAAGUCCACCAGUCUCUGAAAUUAGAACAGUAGGUAGUAUGAGAUAAUCAGGCCUAAUCAUGUUGUGAUUCUCUUUUCUUAGUGGAGUGGAAUGUUCUAUCCCCACAAGAAGGAUUAUAUCUUAUAGACUUGUCUUGUUCAGAUUCUGUAUUUACCCAUUUUAUUGAAACAUAUACUAAGUUCCAUGUAUUUUUGUUACAAAUCUUCUGAAAAAAACGAAACAAUGAAACAUUAAAAAGCAUUAAUAAUA